AUGGGGGCCGACCAGCCAGGGCCCCCACAGCCCUCGGGCUUCCUGGAGAGGGGCUGCUCCAUCCCCAGCACCCACGGCCUGGACAUCACUGCCCCCCGCCGCUGCCAGUUCUGGGCAUAUGGAGCCACAGGCAGCGGGCAGAUCCAGCUGUGGCAGUUCCUGCUGGAGCUGCUGUCGGACCGUGCCAACCUGCACUGCAUCGCCUGGGAAGGCGCCAAUGGGGAGUUCAAGCUGGUGGACCCGGACGAGGUGGCGCGGCGCUGGGGCGAGCGCAAGUCCAAGCCCAACAUGAACUACGACAAGCUGAGCCGGGCGCUGCGCUACUACUACGACAAGAACAUCAUGACCAAGGUGCAUGGCAAGCGCUACGCCUACAAGUUCGACUUCCAGGGCCUGGCCCAGGUCUGCCAGCCGCCCGCCCCCGACCACACGCUCUACAAGCUGCAGGGCAACCUGGCACCCCUGCCCUUUCCAGGCAUCUCCAAGCUCAACCUCAUGGCAUCUGGCGUGGCCGGGCCUGGCUUCUCCUACUGGCCCAGCUCGGCCCCCGCGCUCUACCCCGGGCCCGGCCUUGCCCCCUUCGGCUCCGUGGCGCCUUCCCAUCUCAACAACGUCAACAACCACUACCCCUAG
Molecule: messenger RNA, 633 nt
Organism: Alligator sinensis (Chinese alligator)
Lineage: Eukaryota; Metazoa; Chordata; Crocodylia; Alligatoridae
Gene: FEV
Product: FEV, ETS transcription factor
Exons: 2
Coding region: 1-633 (210 amino acids)
Biological process (GO): cell differentiation; regulation of transcription by RNA polymerase II
Cellular component (GO): nucleus
Molecular function (GO): sequence-specific DNA binding; DNA-binding transcription factor activity, RNA polymerase II-specific
Source: RefSeq, a predicted model, not a curated record